AUGGGUUGUAUUGUGAGUUCAGUAGCCUGCUGCUUUUGUUCAUCAGCAGCAAGUUUAUGCUGCGCUUGCUUACCAUCAUGCAAGAGUUCCACGUCCGCAAGAAUCAUGUUCAGUUUGAUUUUAAUCAUCACAACCGUGUUGUCAGCAAUCGCAUUGAUUCCAGAAGUACGCAAAGGCUUGGCCGAGAUUCCUGCUUUAUGCACACCUGGUUUAGAUUGUGACGCAAUCACAGGAUUCGGAGCGGUCUAUCGUCUUUGUUUUGCCACCACCAUGUUUUUUCUACUAUUCAGCCUCAUUAUGAUUCGUUUUGCUUACUCUUGGAACGAAAAUUGGGUUGAGCGUCUUGAAGAUACGGGAAAUAAAUGCUAUGCAGUCGGACUUCUGGGCAUGACUUUUCUUUUCUAUGCGUCAUCUUUGGUUGGAAUCGGCCUUCUGUAUCACUAUUAUGCCAGUGCUCCUGAGUGUGCACUGAACAAGGCCUUCGUGAGCUUGAACUUGAUAUUUUGUGUGAUCGUCAGCGUGGUGUCAGUUCUGCCAAAAGUUCGAGAACGACUUGCUACUUCUGGUCUGCUACAGGUGAGUAUUACAUCAAUCUGUUACGUGGUAUUUCUCACGUGGUCCGCUUUGACUAACUGGAGGGAUCCCAUAUGCAAUCCAACCAUCUCCUACGUACCCGACUCCAACAGCACUUCACCGGAUGCGCCAGUUCAGUUGAAAUUCGAUUGGCAUGUGGCUUUCGGUUUGAUCUUUUUGGUUUUCUCUGUACUGUUCUCUUCUUUUCGUUCAAGCUCACAUUCGUCAGUGGGCAAGUUCACUUUGUCGUCCACAACUGUGAACGAUAUUGGUCCAACGGUUGCCUCAAACUCGGAAGGAAAGCAAGUCGUAUGGGAUGACGAAGAGGAUGGAGUGACGUACGUGUACUCUGCAUUCCACUUCUUGAUGAUGCUGGCCACUCUGUACCUGAUGUUGUAUCUCACACAUGCACACUUAUGGCUUCAUUUAUGCUCUCAUUGGUGCUACUACACGCAUAUAUAUAAAUAA
Messenger RNA from Echinostoma caproni, 1041 nucleotides. Lineage: Eukaryota; Metazoa; Platyhelminthes; Trematoda; Plagiorchiida; Echinostomatidae. The record is from the annotation of a GenBank genome assembly.